UUUGGUACUAACAUACGCCGUUGUUCCUUCGCCAACCAUGAACGCACCACCCACCUUCGAAUCUUUCCUUCUGUACGAAGGAGAGAAAAAGAUCAUCAAAGAACUGGACAUGAAAGUACCGAAUGCAGCGAUAUUUACCGUCAACAAGGAAGACCACACGUUAGGAAACAUGAUCCGCAAUCAACUGCUGAAGGAUCCGAACGUGUUGUUCGCUGGCUACAAACUUCCCCAUCCGCUGGAGCACAAGUUCGUACUGCGCAUCCAAACGACGUCGGAAUAUUCCCCUCACGAAGCGUUCAUGAACGCCAUCACCGAUCUGCUAUCCGAGCUGUCCCUGUUCGAGGAACGGUUCCGUGAAGCGAUGAAGGAAAAGAAGGAGGGUGGCGAUUAGGGCGGAAGAAACG
Molecule: messenger RNA, 404 nt
Organism: Anopheles maculipalpis
Lineage: Eukaryota; Metazoa; Arthropoda; Insecta; Diptera; Culicidae
Gene: Rpb11
Product: DNA-directed RNA polymerase II subunit RPB11
Exons: 3
Coding region: 38-391 (117 amino acids)
Biological process (GO): transcription by RNA polymerase II
Cellular component (GO): RNA polymerase II, core complex
Molecular function (GO): DNA binding; protein dimerization activity
Source: RefSeq, a predicted model, not a curated record